Messenger RNA from Zingiber officinale, 1074 nucleotides. RefSeq names its product E3 ubiquitin-protein ligase RNF185-like. Bases 323 to 742 code for a protein of 139 amino acids. Lineage: Eukaryota; Viridiplantae; Streptophyta; Magnoliopsida; Zingiberales; Zingiberaceae. The transcript has 5 exons. The record is from RefSeq and is a predicted model, not a curated record.
GUUCUUUAUUAAUCUCACUCUUCUCGCUGAGAGGAUGUUCUAAUUACGCAUCCUUGACUAGGUUUGGCGGACCAGAGGAUCCCAUCCCGGUUUGGGGUUCCUUUUUUAUCUUUCCCCUUUUCUCCGCCUCGACUCUCGAUCGUCGGCGCACUGCAAGAUCCAUCGCACCUCGCCGAAUUCGUUGCUUUCGCUUCUGAAGUUGGGCAGAUAAUGAAUAGAUCAAGCAGAGUAGCAUUGCAAGAUCUUGAGUUGAGACUUGGUCCUUCUAUAUUUAAAGGAGUCAAUUUUAUCAGGGGUUGCCCUGAAAUUAUACUGAUUGAGGAUGAUGAUGAUGAUGAUGGCAUUGAAAUCUACCCUUCUGAGCUUCGAGAUCAGGUCCCCACUGUAUUCAAGUCACUGGGAAUCUUUAAUUGGUGGAGAGGAUUUGGAGCUUCGUCUUGGAAUUGGAGCUUAUGGAGAUUUGAACUCUAAUAGAUGGGACACCAAAGUCGAAAACCCAAAUGCACAGAAAUCCAGGAAGGCAUCAAGCAGCCAAUACCCAUUUGGUAACGAAGAGGUAAAGUUGCGAUGUUCUAUAUGUAUGGACACAAUGAAGGAGGAGACAUCCACCACUUGUGGCCACAUUUUUUGCAACAGUUGCAUCACCAAUGCCAUUCACGUGCAGCGGAAAUGCCCAACCUGCCGGCUGAGUCUCUCUCUGAGCAAUAUUCACCGAAUAUACCUCCCAGGAGCAAGUUCUUGACAAUGACCGAGGGGAUUACUUAACAUCUCAAUUGAGCGUACCGCUUUGGAUCACUUUGAGACUUCUUCUAUGAGCUAGCUCCUUAGACGAUUUUGACCAUCUUCAUUGGCCCCGUAGAAGGGCUUUGUGCAUGAUGGAUUGGAAGCUGUAACGUGAGAGUAAUUGUGUAUGUUUUGUGAAUGAGAAGGCGCUAGGCGAGUUGUGGUUAGUUGUGGUUUGUUUGAACUCGACUGUAAUAAGAACCUUGACCACUGAUUGAUCUUAUCCUUGAAAGAGCCUUGAACUGGAUUGUUGAACGUUCUAAACUGUAUGUAAUGAGCCAAGCUUGAUGA